Molecule: messenger RNA, 1105 nt
Organism: Cantharellus anzutake
Lineage: Eukaryota; Fungi; Basidiomycota; Agaricomycetes; Cantharellales; Hydnaceae
Exons: 5
Coding region: 193-963 (256 amino acids)
Source: RefSeq, a predicted model, not a curated record
CUCUCAUAUGGUAUUCGAAAUUCGGAAGCGGCAGUUCGAGAUCUAGCUGUCCUUGUCAAAUUAAGCGAUUUACCAUCGAAGGAAGCAUUGGGGAAAUCGCUCAAUGAGUUUGUAGGAAACGCGAAAGAGACUGCUAGAGGGCUUCAGCGCUUGGGUGCAAAGGUUGGCGGUGCAGUUGAUAGUGUACUAGCAAUGGAUGAGUACGUUCUCAGAAGACUCGAAGAGAUCAACAGGACGACUCCACCUUCCCUUCCCUCAUCUGCCUUAUCUCUCCAAGGAUUCAUUGACCGCUUCCUUCCGGAGUUCCUUAACAGUGCCGAGAUGCAGCGAGCACGGAAUCGCGAUAUCCUCGUCUCAAACUUCCUCCAAGCUUCAAAUCAUUUAGCCUCUCACUUGCAACGGCUGAUCAUGGAAGCCGAAGCAAGUCUAGCACUCUUGAACCGUCUGGAGGAGAACGUAGACGUUAUGAACGAGCUGACCAGUCGUGAGAGUAUAUUAGCGAAGCAAGAAAAGGAUAAAGUGCUCGCCGAUCUUUGGACUAUCCUGGGAGGCAACCGUGACCGUCUGCAAACUCAAAACUCUCACAUCGAGCUCCUUACCUCGCUCUCAAAAUAUCGUAAAGAGGCCCGCAACCGAGUGUCUCAGACAGUCGAGGAGCUGAUAAAAUUGCAAGAGAACCUUGAGGAACUUCGGGGUCGCGUGGUUGAGCCUGGGAUCAGUACGCUAAGUGCUGAGGCCUCAGAGAAAGAUGGUCCUGGCGAGGGGCUGGUCGGUGGAGUACCACUCGAAGUCCACAUGGACAGUAUAAGAAAAGGUGUGUUGAGGCUAACGUCGUUUAGACAAGGUGGACUGCAAGUGGAGAACGAGAGGCUGAGUAGGAUGAUAGCCGAUGGUGGACCCGAGCCUCGAAGUACCCGCCGAGGACUUCCGUCUAAUAAUGCGAAAGUUGCGCGGCAGGAGUAAUUAUGUUUUGUUUUCAUUUUACCAUUGACUCAUGUAUAUCCCUGGCGGCCAACACUAUUUUUACCCUGCUCGCAUCAACUUGAAAUGUAUCUGUACGCAUAAUACAAUGUGCAUAAUUUUACUAUCCUACGCUAGACUUGGC